UUUUGCCAUUGCAAACUAGGUCAAAAUAAUAAAAUUUGUUAACAUUAUCAUGUGAAACUUUCAUUGAUUAGCUUUUAGGUUCUUAUUGCAUCUCGAAGCAUCGACCUCUCACUAUAUAUACAAGUGUCCCUAGUCUCUGUUCUGCACACCUCUUUCACAACAAAACCUUAAAAGAUGAUAAGUCACUACAGAAACACCAUUUCUGUUGUUUAUCUCUUGGUUUGUUGUAUCUUCAUUACAUCUUCUUCUGCAAGUUCCUUCCUACGACAAUUCACAGAUGACUUCAACACAAAUCUUCAGCAGGAGAAUGGAGCAGGACCAAAUCCAAACGUGGGUGAAGCAGAUCACUUACAUCAACAUCAAGAGAUCUCAUCACGUGAUCACAAAGUCUCAGUUUCAAGUACGGUGAAUGGUCUAAGAGAUCGUAUUCCAUCUUCAUACUCUCUCAAGAUGGAGUCUUUCAACAAGCUCCUUAACUCACCUUACACAGAGAGAUACCAAUCUCGUCCUUUUACAGUUGGUGGAUACAACUGGACACUUAUGGUGUACCCCAAUGGUAACAAGAAGGAUAGUGGUUCAGGGUACCUUUCACUUUACGUAGCCAUAGACAAUUCAACUCUCGUCGCUGGACAGCAAGAGGUUUACGCAGAUCUCAGAUUUUACGUAUUCAACAACAACGAGAGGAAGUACUUUACUAUCCAAGAUACCAAUGUGUGGCGUUUUAAUGUCUUCAAAACGAUGUGGGGAUUCUCUCAAGUCCUCCCUGUUGCUACAUUCAAAGACCCGGCAAACGGAUACCUCUACGAUGGAGACCACUGCGAGUUUGGUGUUGAUGUGACCAUUCCCACUACGUAUCAAAUAUCAGAACUUUUCUCUAUUGCUGACAACUUCUAUAACCCCAAGUUCACCUGGACCAUUAGGGGAUUCUCCACGCUGUUCAAAGAUACUUACUACUCAGAUCUGUUCUCCAUUGGAGGGAGAACUUGGACUAUACAAGUGAAUCCAAGUGGUCGUGGCACGGGAGCAGGAAAAGCCUUGUCCAUGUAUCUUAACCUUGAUGUGAAUGAGAAAUUCAGACCCUACGAGAAGAUUUAUGUUCGAGGCAAGCUUCGAGUUCUUAACCAACGUGGACUCAAUAACAUCGAAAGGCAACUGGAUAUCUGGUACCAGGGUCCAGGUUAUGGAGAAUACAGCUGGGGUUACCAUGAGUUUAUCUCUUUCUCCGAUCUCAGAGAUUCAGCUAAGGGUUUUGUUGUGAACGACGUGUUGAUGGUUCAGGCCGAACUCGAGGACAUUUCUUCAACCAAGUACUUACCUAACUAGAUUGUCUCUAGCCGAGGAACAUGUUGUGCCUCCAUGUUUUUGCUUUCUCAUGAGCCAUCUAAUAAUAAAAAGAGUGUUUGUUUUGUUUUGUUUUGUUGUUGUUCUCAUAGAAAUAUCAAAACAUCACCGGUCAGUUAUUAUUCUUAAUUAUCUCAAAAUAUUGAAGAUUUAAGCACAGGCUAGUCCUUUUCACC
This is a messenger RNA of Brassica rapa (field mustard), 1517 nucleotides long. RefSeq names its product probable inactive serine/threonine-protein kinase fnkC. Lineage: Eukaryota; Viridiplantae; Streptophyta; Magnoliopsida; Brassicales; Brassicaceae. The record is from RefSeq and is a predicted model, not a curated record. Gene Ontology annotation, molecular function: protein binding.